UUUGCAGGAGGGGAUGCAAUGUAGAUUUGCAUCAAUUUUAAGAGAUGUUUAUGAUAAAAAUCUUCAGUCCUUUUGUAGACUUGGAACAGGUUGGUUGUGCCUUCCGGGAAAAAAAGAGGAUAACGGCUUUGACAAGUUUGAAACAAGUGAUUUCUGUUGAAGUGAUUGCCUUCGGUAGUGGCACGUGUUUGUUGUUGCAAAGGGUACUGAAUUAUGGCUGGUCCGUUUCUGUCUCCAUUGCCUGGUGAUUUACUAACGGAAUAUAUGUUUGGACGACGUCGACAACGAAGAAAUAGAACAACUUUUACGCCCCAACAGUUGCAGGAAUUGGAGGCAUUGUUCCAGAAAACACAUUAUCCGGAUGUGUUUCUGCGGGAGGAAGUCGCGCUAAGAAUUAGUCUCAGCGAAGCGCGAGUGCAGGUUUGGUUCCAGAAUCGUCGUGCAAAAUGGAGAAAACAGGCCAGAUUACAGUUAUUGCAAGACGCCUGGCGGAUGCGAUGUCUGGGAAUGAAUUCUCCCCAACUAGUAGUAGAUCCACAACAUAUGCCGUCGGCAACAAAUAAUAACCCACCGAGUAAAAAGCCCGACGAAUCUGGAUCCUCGCCGAAAGAACCGGAAUUCACACUGAUGCAUCCCGCUUUUCAAGGAUCAAACGGAGGAGCGAACAGCCAAAGCAGCAACCCAGUGCAGAACAACAAACGGAUGGAUAUUACCCAUCCCUCCUUUCAGUCUAGUCUAACAGGCCCCGAUGGUUCAUCGAUCCCUCGAGACGAACGUCAAUCGUACCAACCCACCAAUACCCAACCAAGAUCCCCGCAGCAUAAUCCGGAAGAUUCCAACAGCAGUGAACUCUCGGAUGGGUCGGAGGAAAUCGACCUCACCACCAAUGGGGGAUGCAUUGAUUAUUCCAACAGCAGCAAUUCGAACAAGAAUUAACCUAGUUUAUGGAAGUUUCAGCCAAAUUGUUGUAAAUACGCUUUAAAUGAAUUCAGAAUUUGUAGACGUGGUUGCCUGAUUCUCAUCUAGAUUUGAAUAAAAACUCUAUUUC
This is a messenger RNA of Toxorhynchites rutilus septentrionalis, 1048 nucleotides long. Its product is annotated as paired mesoderm homeobox protein 2. Gene Ontology annotation, biological process: regulation of transcription by RNA polymerase II. NCBI's taxonomy places the organism in Eukaryota, Metazoa, Arthropoda, Insecta, Diptera, Culicidae. The record is from RefSeq and is a predicted model, not a curated record. Gene Ontology annotation, molecular function: DNA-binding transcription factor activity, RNA polymerase II-specific; RNA polymerase II transcription regulatory region sequence-specific DNA binding. The coding region runs from base 214 to 936 and encodes 240 amino acids. The transcript is spliced from 3 exons.